Messenger RNA from Dimorphilus gyrociliatus, 3991 nucleotides. NCBI's taxonomy places the organism in Eukaryota, Metazoa, Annelida, Polychaeta, Dinophilidae. The record is from the annotation of a GenBank genome assembly.
GUACUUCCAUUUCAAAAUGGCGACCUUCAUGAAACUCUGGCGCAUGCCGGUUAUUCGGCGAUUCCCUUUAAGAUUAUCUGCAAUAAACUCAAGUAGAAGAGGAAAUGAUUUUUCACUUAAAUCUAACCUACAUAUUGAUUGCAAUUUUGCAAGAUAUGCUUCGACAUCUCAAAAGACAGCCGAUUUAAGAAGGCAACAGCGUAAUACGAGUGUACCAGAAACUAUAGAUCAAAAACUGUACGCUCUUGACAAUCAAGUUAGACGCUGGGGCAGAUUAGACAUAGAAAAUAUAACUGAUAUCAUGGAAAAAAUAAUGAAAGAAGGUAAGGUCUCUGAACAACAGAGCUUGAUACUUCUCCGAGGUUGUGGUAAUCAUCUUGUUAAAGUCACCCCAGAGAAAAGAAUGAAACUUUUUCAUGAAAUAUGGGAACAAUUUGCUAAACUUGGAUUAAAACCUUCAACGAAUCACCAUAAUGCCUUACUUAGGGUUAAACUCGAAAACGGUGAAAUUUGUUCACCCACUGAAUUCUUACAAGAAAUCGCAAAAGCUGAUUUAAAACCAAAUAAAAUGACAUACCAAUUAUUAAUUCAUGUUUAUUGCAAAGAAGGAAAUUUAGAGGGAGCAAGUACAAUUUUGGAGCAAAUGAAAGCCGAACAAAUGUCUCUGAAUGAAACUAUCUUCAACAGCUUCAUAAUGGGUCAUAUGAAAGCAAACGAUGAAGCUGGAGCAUUAGCUGUUAUAGAAAAAAUGAAAGAAGCAAAAAUAAAGCCAUCUGCUGAUACAUUUAAGAACAUGUUACUGUGCUAUGCUGAACAUGGUAAUAUGGAAUCUAUUAGACAAUUGUUGGUAAAUAUCGAAAAAGAAGAUGUUAUUCUACUUCCUCGACAUAUUUGUGAAGCCAGCUUUGUUUUAGUUUCGCAUGGUCAUAGCGAAUAUAUGAUGGAGAUGAUGGAUUGUUUGCCAAAAAAUUUUGGAAGUAAUCACGACAUUAUCAAUACUGUAUUUAGAUUAAUCUCCAGCGGGUUCGACGAGGAAGCUUUCAAACUACAUGAACGUUUGCAACGACCGGAGCUAGGGAAUAAUGACAAUGCUGUGGGAAGUAUUAAUCUCUUGCGAGCGAUGGUUAUUAGUGAAAGACCUGUUAAGAAAGUUAUGAAAUUUUUCAAUCAAUUAAAAGAAAGCAACACUAUAGAUAAAAGCUUUCAUCUUUUAGGCUUUUGGGCAAUGAAGUUUUGUAGUGCAGAUUACGCUAAAGCUCUUAUUGAUGAAAUAAAGAGUGCAGCUGAGAGAGGAGUAAGUUUUAUAUCUACGAACGGAAUAUGUAUUUAUAGACUUUGCGACAUUAUUAGUUCAUCAUCACUGAACAGUUUUGAAGGAUUUAAAACUAUAUAUAGUCAUGGUGUAAAAAGUCUAAAGCGUCUUAAUAUGAAUAUUGAUGUUAUCAAUGAAAAUUUAAAGAAAUUCGGCGUCGAUCCUAAAAUAGCUGACGGAUGCAGUCUUCUAACAUAUUUGAGUAAUGGAAAUAUUGAUAAAGUUAUCGAAAUCAUAAAAUCAGGACAAUUCGUCACCAACAUACAAUGGUUGAAAAGCAAUUUUUCUGUUGGGUAUAGAAAUCAAAAUCUUGAACUUGAGAAAAUUAUUGAAAUGUUACAAGAAAUAACAAAAAAGGAUGGAAACUGGGGAGAAUUUUCUGCAGAUGUACUAAAUACAUUGUUAAGAUUUAGGCGAACAGAACAAAAUAAAGAAUUUUUUGAAAAUGCUAUAGCAAAUUUUCAAUCUAAUAAUAUCAAGUUAAAUAACACAUACAAAAGAAGAAUUGAACAAGCCUUAGAGUUGAUUGAUGAGAAAUCCUUGAUGACAAAAUUGGAUGAUCUUUGGAUCGGAAAAGGAGAAUCAAAGAGCUUACAACUGCCAGUUAAUGAACUAAUGCAAAUGAAUGUAGCCAAUUUAGAAAAACUUUAUGAAGAUCGUUUGAAAUCAAAUCAACCUACUAGGCAAAUCGAAAAAUGGCUUCUAUCGAAAUAUUGUUCUGCUGGAGAGGUAGAAAAGGCGAAAGAAUUAAAACAGAAAUUGGACAGUUUAGACUUUGAUUACAGCCCAGAACUUCUCAGACAACUGGCUUUUAUGGAAGCAAAAUUCAAUAAUAACCCUGAUGAUGCCAAGUUAUAUUUGGAUGAACUAAAAAGAAAGAAUCCUCAGUAUUCAUCUUAUAUAGGCGUUUUAUUCUCACUUUGUAAUGCUUUAGCAAAACGAGGCGAUCUCACAGCUAUUAUAAAUGAAUUGAGAGUUUAUGCCAAUCAAAAUGGAUCAUACCUAAAGGGACAAAAUUAUGAAUUCCAAUUUGCUGAAAGUAUAGAAAAGAUAUUAGAGUCUUGCUCUGAAUGCUCAUUGGAAGACCAGACACAGUUUGUUGAAACUGUAUUUGAGAAUGGGUAUGUAAAAGAGGGAACUUAUUCUAUUCUAAAACAGCUUGUAAGAAAUGUUUUGAAAAGAGAAAAUGUAGCAGACACAAUAAAAAUAUUAGAGUUUUGUAUUGAUAAAUAUAAUAGAACACCAUUAUUCGUUGAUGUUUUCAAAUUUAUAUUGAAAGAACAAGACCUCGAGAGUUUGGAAACUGUUGUUUCUUUAAUAUCAAAGUCUAUGGGCCUUUCAGAAACCCUUCAUCAUUUGGGCUUCACUCUGGUUCGAUUGAAUAAAUCUGUGGAAGCAACAAAAGUUUUUCAGGUAAAGGGAAUUACCGCAAAUAGAGGACUAAUAAAACGUGAAGCGGAAAUGUUGUCCUCAGAAAGAAAAAUUGAAGAACUUAGAAUUUUGUGCCAAUGUACAAAAAAUAUGUUUAACGUUGACAGAGACGAAAUUCUCUUUGAGUAUAUAAGAGCUCUAGCUUUAGAUAAAGAUAAUAGUCAAGAACUCUUAGAUGUUUAUUCUUUGUACGAGGAAGAAAAUGUUUUGCCCAGACCCAGAACAUUAAGAUAUCUAGCCAAUGUUCUUGAAGGUAGAGGAGAAAAAGUUCCAUUUUCUGUUCCACAAUUAAUGAGUGGUAAGGACAAGCCAAAAAACAAAAAGACAGAAGAUUUGAAUAUUAAAACAUCCGACGAACAGGAACAAUCUGCUGUCAGCUAUUUAAGGGAGAAUAAUAUGCCUGCUUUCUUUGAUUUAUGUCGGGAGAGAAAAUUGUCAACAAAUUUUAUUAUAAAGGCUUUACUAGCUUUGUUGAAAUAUAAAGCACCUUCCUUCAAAGACGCUGUAUUUAAGUUAAGUGAAGAAGGAAGAGAUGAUGUUUUAGUUGAAUUAUUAGAUUCUGAAUUUCUUCAAGGACGUAUGAAAAAUUUUGUCGAGAAGAGAUAUACGACGGCAGCAAUUGCUAGGGGAAAUGCUGAAGAUGUUAUAAAACUUAUGGAAGAUGACUUAUCGAAUUUACCAAAGUUCACAAGUACCCAUGCUUUCUGUUUGAUGGAUGAAAAGUCUCCGGGUCUCAUGGAGAAAGUUGAAAGUCUAAUUAUGAAGUAUUAUCAAGGAGGAGGCGCAAGAAUUGCACAAGUAUUAAAUCAAUUAUUUAACUAUUUUGUUGCAACUGAUAAUUUGGAUAAAGCGAAAAAAUUGUUGGAGGAUAUGCCUCUUCUUCAAAAAAACAUCAGAUAUUUGUCAACUAUCACAAAUGCUAGAGAAAAUGGACGAGAAGAUGUUCUACUGAAAUUGAAAGAUCUAUUAGUACCGUAUGGAGCAAACAAAACUGCUCCAAUAUUUGGGCAGCUCAUCAAAUUGAGCUGUGACGAAGGAGAAGUGGAAAAAGCAGUUAGUUACGUGAAGGAAGCAAGAAAUUUGGGUAUAGAAGAUGAAAAGAUUUGGGUUCAACCACUUCAACAAUUAGAAGAAUUGUGUUUAGAACGAUCAUUACCUCUGCCAUGGCCUGCCGGAACUUUACAAAGUAGACAAGAAAAAAUAAAAAAGAGGCAAGAAAUGAGUGACGUUUCUGAUUUAUCAGAGUAG